GCAGCUGUGAAGUGAGCGUGCUCAGUGGGCCGUGACAUCAUCACCACAUGGCUGCGCCGCAUGCAAAGCAGCAGGAAGGUUCUGUUUGACUCCGAGCUGCAGAAUCACAGCAGGACGAGCCGCAGAGCAGCGCAGUCAUGGGCAAGAUUAACUCGCGGCCGAAGCUUUUCCCCGGAGACAUCGUGGAAUAUCCCAGGAACAAAUACUUCUCUCAUUUUGGGAUCUACUUUGGGGAACGGGACGGCGUUCCCUAUGUGGCUCACCUGACCUGCAGAGACGCCGACACAAAGAUCCCGCUGUUCGGCCGCGCCCUGAGGUCAGAGGUCAAGCUGGAUCCUCUGGAGCUGCUGGGGAGUCAAUACAAGGUCAGCAACAUGCUGGACGAGUCGCACUCCCCCAGAGACUUCCACUCGGUGGUGAAGCCCGCCAUCGAGGACAUGCUGGGCCGAGACGUGACCUUUGAUAUCCUGUUCCACAACAGCGAGCACCAGGCCACACUAUUCAGAUACGGAGUCAAAAAGUCCCAGCAGAUUGAAGUUGUCUACAAACACAUCAUGCCGUCCUGGAAGAAGCUGUUUGAGGAGAAGAAGCUGUGAGCCGUUCUGCCACUAGAGGGAGCCGUCUCCUCAUGUCUGCCUGAACCCUCACUUCCAACCUCGUCCUUCCACUAAACUUUCACACGCUUUACAAAUACUGCUCCUCUCCUCUUCUGUCCACUCGUGGUCCGUUCUCCGACUGAAUUUUAAAAAAUUGAAUAUUAAUCACAUUGUUGCAGAGAAAGUAAUUUUUGUCUUCCAGAUUAAAAUCAUGAUGUCAGAUUUUUUAAUUUCCAGGAUUUUUCAAAAGUUUCUUUGAAUUUUUCUGGACUGUAGCAUAUCCAGAUUUUCUUUAAAGGUUUUGUUUUACAUUUUUAAAACAUUUUUCUAUCUGUAAACAUGCAUUUUCUUCUUUUUAAAAUGAUUUGUAAGGUCUUGAUAAUGUUUCUUUAAACUGACACAUUAAAAUCUCAAAUUCUCCAUGUUGAAGCUGAAAUCUAAACACCAUGAAUAAUUAAUGACAGAAUAUUAAUAAGUGUUGAUCAGCAUAAAGCUUCCUGUUUACAUUCUGAGCAGAUGUAAAAUAAUAUUUGAUUAAAAGUCAAAUUGAAUCAUAAA
Messenger RNA from Xiphophorus maculatus (southern platyfish), 1154 nucleotides. RefSeq names its product phospholipid-metabolizing enzyme A-C1-like (gene plaat1l). Gene Ontology annotation, molecular function: glycerophospholipid phospholipase A1 activity; A2-type glycerophospholipase activity. Bases 138 to 596 code for a protein of 152 amino acids. Gene Ontology annotation, cellular component: cytoplasm. The transcript is spliced from 5 exons. Gene Ontology annotation, biological process: N-acylphosphatidylethanolamine metabolic process. The record is from RefSeq and is a predicted model, not a curated record. NCBI's taxonomy places the organism in Eukaryota, Metazoa, Chordata, Actinopteri, Cyprinodontiformes, Poeciliidae.